UUCUCUUCAAUACUCAUUUUCCUCUUCUAAGUUCUGAGCCAUCCUUUAUAUAUGUCCUAUCUCUCUACCCUUCAUUUUUACAUGCAUUUCACAUGAAGAGGGAGAGAAAGAAACAGAAACUGGAGGUCAAGGAGGAGAGGAAAAUGGAGGAGGUGGUGGUGGAGAAAAAUGAUGCAUUGGCUGCAGCAGCGAUGGUAGCUGCAGCUGCGGCGGUGGAGGAGGAAGAAUUGUGGGGGAUGAGGCUCAAGGAUGGAUACGUUGUGGUCGACGAGCUGCUGACAUGGAGCACCGUGAUGCCUUCAUGUUGGGACGUGGAGUUUGUUGAGAAAAAUUAUGGAGUAUUGUUCGAAGAUGUUGUCUGGGAGGAUGAUCUUUGGAAUUUGCACACUUCCACUUAGCUCCAUCCACCUUUAGAUAACAUUAGACAAGAUUGAACUCGGGAGAUUCAAGGUUUUUCAAUCGAUUUGGUUGUUUUAGUAUGAACCAUAUUGUUGUAUUUGUUUUGGUAUGGUUUUUAAUCAAAGUCUUUGAUCAUCUUUUUAAAAAAGAAAAGAAAAUACCCUUAAUUCGAGGACUUUUAUAAAACCAAGUUGGUUUUGAGUUUGUUUUUUUCUUGGUAUAGCAUAAGUUUUUGGGUUUUUUUUUUUCUAUUAAGAACCGGUACUAAGUUUGUUUGUGGGUUUUGGAUCGAUUAAGAAAAAAAAGAACAUACAUUAUGUACCCUGUUGAAUCGGUUGC
Eruca vesicaria subsp. sativa (arugula) is the source of this 738-nucleotide messenger RNA. Lineage: Eukaryota; Viridiplantae; Streptophyta; Magnoliopsida; Brassicales; Brassicaceae. The record is from the annotation of a GenBank genome assembly.